UCCAAUUCAACUGUUGGCUUGUUUGCUUGUUCCGUUACGUUGAGCCAGUCACCCAGGUGCAGGUUGCAGUCAGCUCUCCUCCUCCUCCCCCGCCGGCGACCCUCCACCAAGGGAAACAAUACCCAAGAACUCGCAACCUUCCACAACAGAAUCGAUCCGACCCGCGCCUCCAUGUCCAUGUCCUCCUCUGCCCGGCUAGGGUUGCCCAAGUAGGGCGACGUAUACAUGGCGCUGUGGCUCACGCUGCUCCUCGGCGUGGCCCUCCCGGUCGGGGCGCUGGUCGCGGCCGGCCUCUACGUGUACCGGCGUCGACGCCUGCCGCGUAACGCGCCGCCGGAGCUGCCGAUCGGUGCCGCUGGCGCGGGUGCCUCGGCCAGCCCCGGCGGGCUGGAGAAGCUCAACGCCAAGUACAACGCCAGCAGCGGCCGCGUGGGCGUCCGGUUCCAGCAGCUGCACCAUCACCACCACGCCAAGCACCGGGCAGGCGCGCCGCCGCAGCAGCAGCAGCAGGGCCCGUUCCAGUGGGGCGACCACCCGCGGCUGGUGAUCGAGGCGGCGGAGAACGGGUGGGCGCAGUUCGUGUUCGCGGUGGCGCCGCCGCGGGCGAGGUCGGCGGCCUCGUCGCCGCUCUGGGGCCUCUGCCCGGUCUGCGACGCCGGGACCAGCGGCGAGCUGGCCGACGCCGCGUGGGACGCCCCCGUGGGGUCGUCCGAGCGGAUGCAGGCCGUGCGGCUCAACCCGGCGACCGCGCCCGCCGCCGCCGCGUCCAGCAAGAAGCAGUGGCUCCCGGGCAGCGUCACCAACCCCCUCCGCAGCGACCAGGACCUGGCGAACAGCAACGCGCUGAGCGUCGCCAGGAUGAGCAUGCCGCUGCCGGGCCCGCCCAUGGCCGGCACGCCCUUCUCGCAGGACGCAUACUUCGAGAUCACCAUCAUCUACCUGAACACGCGGCGGCCGGAGUGGUCCGCGUCGCGGGCGAGCAGGCGCGGGAAGGACGGCUCGGGCGAGAGCGACCGCGUCAAGCUCAUCGAUUUCGCGCCGGCCGACACCACCAGCAACGUGAUCCAGGAGACCAGACCCGCGAAAGAUGGCCAGGGAGACAAACAGAGGCAUCAGGUCAUGUCGCUCGGCCUCGCCGCCGGCUCCGCCACGCCGCCGCGGCCGUCGUUGGCCGGAACGUACUCGUCUUCCAUCGGCUUCCACUCCAACGGCGCGGUCUACCUCGACGGGAUGAAGCUGGUGUACGAGUCGGACAAGUCGUCGUGGGCGGCGGUGGACAAGGUGGUCGGCCUCGGCUUCGAGCCGGCGAAACGGAAGGUGUACUUCACGGUGGACGGCCAGCAGGUGCACAAGGUGAGCUGCAACGCCGACGCCUUCUCCAGCCCGCUCUACCCGGUCCUGGCCUCCAGCUUCGACGUCAUGGCUCUGGUCAACCUCGGCCAGAACAAGUUCCGGUACGCGCCGGCCAACGCGCGCCGCACGGCCAACCCGUGCUUCGUGCGGUCAGCCUCGCUGGGCAACGACGGCCGGAGCGGGUCCGUGGGGCUCGACUUCGACGACGAGAGCGGCGAGCUCUUCUCCAUGGGCCGCGUCGACUCCGGCUGGACGGACACCUCGCGGGUUAGCAAGAGCAGGAAGGACAACGGCGGCGCCGGCGCCGGCGACCUCGAUCCCGACUCCGACCUCUUCGAGAUCCCGUUGUGAGACUCUGAAACGGACCGCGACGUCAGGUGGCUCAAUGGUCAAGCAGGAGAGCUGUCCGCAGUAAUGGCCAACGGUGACUUGGUGAGGCUGAUGCUGACACGUGCUUAGAAGAUAGGACACCGCAGCUGCAGGUUUUUCUUUCCCAUGGCGCCAUGGCCGGCCGUCGUUGAAUCUUCUCGCGGCUGCCAUCUAGAUGCUGUGAAAAGUGGUUAGAUUCCAAGGAUUGAAAGCUUGUCUUAUGCAACGAGCUCACGAUUCGUUCCUUCUUUUCCACUUUCGUCCCCUACUCGUUCCCGAGACUUUUCAUAUGAGGAUGUAAAUACUUUUAGAAUGGAGAUAGAUCCUGUAACUAUUAAUCCGAAUAAAGAGGAGCUGGACAAGGUCAA
Messenger RNA from Lolium perenne, 2090 nucleotides. RefSeq lists its product as uncharacterized. NCBI's taxonomy places the organism in Eukaryota, Viridiplantae, Streptophyta, Magnoliopsida, Poales, Poaceae. The record is from RefSeq and is a predicted model, not a curated record.